GAUCUAUCUCCGGUCAGGGUGGAGUUUGGUAUAAAAGUAGCAGGGCGCAAUCAGACCGAUAUCAUUCACAGUUCAGAACUCGUCGUCGAGCGUUAGAAUCAAUCGCAAAAACAACAACCCCAAAUACUAAAAAAUGGCUUUCUUCAAAACCCUUGUCUGCGUGGCUUUCCUCGGAGUGGCUGCCGCUGGUGUCGUCCCAUUGGCCACUGAAUACAAGGGAGAUUACUACUCUCACCCACAAUACUCCUUCAACUAUGGAGUCCAUGAUGGUCUGACCGGAGAUGUGAAAUCCCAGGUCGAGAGCCGUGAUGGAGAUGUUGUGAAGGGACAGUACUCCCUGGUCGAACCUGACGGUUCCGUCCGCACCGUCGACUACACCGCCGAUGAUGUUAACGGAUUCAACGCUGUCGUCACCAAAUCUGGCCCAUCGGUCCAUGCUGCUCCAGCCGUCGUUGCCCAUGCUGCCCCAGCCGUUGUUAAGACCGUUGCCGCCCCAGUUGCUUAUGCCGCUCCAGCUGUCGUUAAGACCGUCGCUGCCCCAGCUGUCUACUCGCACGCUGCCCCAGCUGUCUACUCCCAUGCUGCUGCUCCAGCUGUCUACGCUCAUGCUGCCCCAGUGGCCUACGCCCAUGCCCCAACUGUCGUGAAGACCGUUGCUGCCCCAGCCGUCUACUCGCACGCUGCCCCAGUUGCCUAUGCUCAUGCCCCAUCCGUCUACGCCGCUCAUGCCCCAGCUGUCUACGGACACGCUUACGCCCCAGCCCACGCCGCUGUCCACUACCACUAAAUAUCGCCAUUGACAAAAUCCGUCAAACCUCAUCCCACAACGCAAGUCGCCCUUAGAGCUGCUAUUCCCCGCCCACGAACUGCCAAAUAUUAUUUAUUUCCUACCAUCCUCGAAUCUGUUGCCUCACUCCUGAACGUCUACACCCCUCUCUCUUAUCACACCGGCCAGAAUAGCAACUUUACGAGCGGCGGCAACCUUCGCAUCAAUGGACAACGACACAAAACUCUAUCUUGAAUUGUACGUAUAAAGUGUGCAACAACGGAAGGAAGACGGGUGAUCAAACGGAAAGAUCUAACGCUGCCACCGGUUCUGCAACGUGACUGUACUUUUCUCUGGCAUCGCUCAUCUGAAUUCCCGUUUCCACAAUCCGGGCGUCGGAGUGUGGAAUCACACGUUGCGACGUGCAACUUUGUUUUAAUAUAUAGAUUUCCCCGAUCGGGCUUCGGCCCUGGUCGGAAUGAAGAUGCAUCCGUACGCGAAUAGCAAUACAAACUCGAACAAUACUCAUAUGUACACAUUCAAUUGAGAUGUUUUAUGUUCCAUUUGUUACGACGUGAAACGACUAAACCUGAACGUGAUGGAACGAAUUUGUACAGAGACAUGAUACGCUGAUGAUGAUAUUAAUUAGGUUAAUAAAAGUAAUCGUUAAAAUCAAUGAAA
Messenger RNA from Aedes aegypti (yellow fever mosquito), 1447 nucleotides. Its product is annotated as cuticle protein 19. The transcript is spliced from 4 exons. Gene Ontology annotation, cellular component: extracellular matrix. NCBI's taxonomy places the organism in Eukaryota, Metazoa, Arthropoda, Insecta, Diptera, Culicidae. Bases 134 to 787 code for a protein of 217 amino acids. The record is from RefSeq and is a predicted model, not a curated record.